Acanthoscelides obtectus is the source of this 1885-nucleotide messenger RNA. NCBI's taxonomy places the organism in Eukaryota, Metazoa, Arthropoda, Insecta, Coleoptera, Chrysomelidae. The record is from the annotation of a GenBank genome assembly.
CGUACGUCAGUAGUGAUCGCAAAGGAACAAAAAAAAAUUGUUUUGAUCCCAACUUUUACGUUUGGGGGACCUUGAAAUUUGCAUGUUUAGCUAGAUUGUAUGUACAAUUUUUGGGAUCCUUAGGAUUUGCCCUAGGAAAAAUGCCGCAACCUACAACAAGAUCUGUGCAAUUUUCAUAUAUCUUGGACUUUGUCCACGACAUAUAGAUAAGAAGAUUACUGAAUCAUCAUGUAUACAAUCAUGUUAUCAUCUCACUUGUUCACGAGAGGUCAAACAAAUUAAUCAUAUCAGUGUGUCUGAAUACAGACCAGUGCUUACCCAGGCAGCACUGUUUAUUUUCGGUUCACUGAACGCAACAUCACCGGAAAACACCGUGAAAAUCAGGGAAAUACCUGAAAUAUGAAGGCCAUAAUUUUGUGGAUUGCUAUCAUAACUUGUGGCGUUAGAGCUGAUCAAUAUUAUUAUACUAAAAAAUAUAUUGAUGUUCCUUUGGAUCAUUACAGCUACACUUCAAAUUUGACAUUUAAGCUUAAAUAUCUGGUCAAUGAUACAUAUCAUACAGAUAGAGGACCAAUUUUCUUCUACACAGGAAAUGAAGGGCCUAUUGACACAUUUGCACAAAAUUCAGGAUUCAUCAAUGACAUUAGCCCUGACUUCAAUGCCCUUAUAGUUUUUGCUGAACACAGAUACUAUGGUGAAUCUUUACCAUUUGGCAACAAAUCCUUUUCAUCUCCGCAGUACCUGGGGUACUUAUCUUCCGAGCAAGCUCUGGCUGACUUCGUAUAUCUGAUAAAUGAGCUUCAAAAAACCUAUUCACCUAGUGGUACCAAAGGAAAAUUGCCAGUUAUCGCAUUCGGAGGCUCCUAUGGGGGCAUGCUCUCAGCCUGGUUGAGAAUGAAGUACCCUGCGUCAAUAGUAGGGGCUAUCGCGUCUUCAGCUCCAAUAUGGCAGUUUCAAGAUUUGGUUCCUUGUGAUAAUUUUUACAGAAUCACUACGACCGUUUAUAACGUUGUUGGAGGAAGCACUUGUGUUGACAAUAUUGCCAGGUCUUGGAAAGACAUCAAGAGACUAGCAAGAAACGACACUGGAAAGGCGAACAUCACAAAAAUCUUGUCUCUAUGCAAACCUUUGAAGACAGAUGGCGAUAUCACUGAUUUGAUCAGCUAUUUGUCAGAAAUAUACAUCAACCUAGCAAUGGUGAACUACCCUUAUCCCACGAACUUUCUAGCACCUUUGCCAGCUCACCCUAUAAGAGAAUUCUGUAGUAGACUCAACAAGCCUUACAAAAAUGAUGUUGAAAUGUUGAGUAUGAUAGGAUCGGCCAUCGGAGUUUACACCAACUUCACGGGAACGACUAAAUGUAAUGAUAUUGGGGACCCUGAUGGCCCAAUUGAUGCUGAUGGAUGGAACUUCCAAAGUUGUACUGAGAUGAUAAUGCCAAUGUGCUCAAAAGACAACGAUAUGUUUGAGAACUAUUCGUGGGAUUUUAAGACAUAUUCAGAUACCUGUUUUAAGAACUACCAGGUCAGGCCAAGGAGUGAAGAAAUACCAAUUUUGAAGUACGGCGGUAAAGAUAUAAAGUCGGCCUCUAACAUCGUGUUCAGCAAUGGUUUGAUGGAUCCAUGGUCUGGUGGAGGUGUCCUUAGCAAUGUUUCCUCAACAGUUGUGGUGAUUAUCAUACCAGAUGGGGCCCACCAUAUUGAUCUGAGAGGACACAACAAUCUAGACCCAGACACAGUCAAGAUAGCCAGACAGUUCCAUGUCAGACAUAUACAGAAAUGGCUGUAUGCUUACAAGUUAGAUAAUUCGAUGAAUCGGCCUACAGUGUGGAGCGUUUAAUUAUUUUUGUAUGAAAAUAAAUAUUUAACCAAAAGGGAUUCUUUAA